AUUUUCAGAUUAACACGGGUCUUUGAGUGGCGCGCACACAUGUCUUUAAGAAACGCUCGCGCAUGCGCAUUGAAAGUGCCAAAGUGAAUUGUGCAAACGAAACAAAGUUUGCGAAUUUCACACCAAAAGUAGUACAAGAAAAUAUACAAAUUUGUGAAAUUUUAUACACCAAUGCAUAUUAUACGGCUGCACCGUUUAACAAAGCUUACUAACCUAACUUGCCUGAGUUGAGCAGAGCGCGCGCAUGCGUUGGCCGAAGUGUUGCAAGAUCAAGCGCAUUAAUUAAAAGCGAAUAUUGUGUUUCAAUCGUUGCUAAGUAAAUGAAAAAUUGUGAAGAAUUGCGAGUAUUUAUGAAAUAAGUUGGGAAAUAUUUUUAAUGAAAAAAAUUUAUUUGUGAAAUAAUUAUAAAAAAUUUAAAUAAAAGUAAUAUUUUACUGAAAGUAAAAAAAAAAAUAAAAUAUUUUUAAAGAAAAUAUUACGUGAAAACAGCAUUGCCGUUAUAAUAAAAUUACACUACAUUCGCGAUCACCAACAGCCAGUAAACAAGUAACAAGAAAAGAAAAUGUUGAAAAUAUGCAAAAUAAAUGCCUGUCCGAAUGGCACACUUGGCCUACACCUAAGUCGAGCACCCUGGGAUCCCUAUCCAUGGGUGAGUGGCAUACAGGAGGGCUCCAGCGCAGAAGAGGCCGGCAUGCGCGUCGGCGAUACAGUGCUGGAGUUUAAUGGCAGCGAUGUGUUGGGACAGAAAAUUUUCGAAAUUGCAAAUAGAAUACGCGAACACUGGCAGAGUGGUGCAACCGAUGUGACGGUGGUGAUUUGGCGCAAACAAGCGGAGGAGGACAGCAGUUGUGAUGAGGAUGCUGACGAAAACACCGAAUAUGAAGAGGAUGAGGAAGUGGAUGUAACGAAUAGUAGUGAUAGUGAGACAUUGACGUCACAGGAGGAGGGGCAACGUAAGCGCGUGCAACGGGCGCAUCAGCAGCAUUCCAGCAUUAAUCAGCAAUCGUUGCAGAAGUUCGCCACAUGCCUGCAACACAUUGCCCAAUUAUUGGAGUGUCCUGUUUGCCUUGAGGUUAUUCGCCCACCUGGUUGGCAGUGUUGUAACGGACAUGUGUUGUGCAACAACUGCCGCAGUCGUUCGGUCAAAUGUCCGGUGUGUCGUGUGCCGUUAGGACCCAGAGGACGCUGCCUCCUCGCGGAUAAAUUAUUCACCGUGUUGGCUGAGAGUUUUCCCUGUGAUGGCGUUCGGAGCAACCGAAAUUCUCCAAAGGAGAAGCGCAAAUGCACACCUGAAUCCAAGGGGCGUCCCAAGGCGACCACGACAGCAGCAAGAAUACAGCAAAAUGAAAGGGAUCAGCAACACCCAAACCAACAACACCCACAAAUCAAAGCCAAAGAAAUGCAACAACGAGAUAAGAAGAAGGUCAAAACUGCUGUUGGCAGCCAAAAGAAUGUGUCGAAUGGAAAAGUUGCUGCCAAGGAAUGCACGGCAACACCAACAACUACAGCAGAACAAGUGAACAGCACGACUGACAAUUGCCGGAGCAAUAACAAAAAGUUAGCGGAGGCUGGCGGCGCCGGGGACGGCAGUUCAACGUUGCGCUGUCACUGGCAAUGGCGGCGGAGUCGGGCGCGACUUGGCAAAGAACAACAACAACAACAGCAACAGCAGUCGAGUGACGCUACACAGCAAGUUUAUAAAAGUUACGCAGAUGAGCAAUUGUCCAUCACAGAGUCCAGGGCGGUGACAGCGUUGAGGAGCAUCCCGACAGGGACAACAACGACGACGACAAAUGUCAGCAGUUGAGCAGUCCUAUAAGUUAAGAGUACAAGCGCGGGAGUUUAGGGGGGAUGCAUGCAAUGCAUUUUGUGCAGCAAACUGUGGGUUGGAACUGUGCGCAAUUCAGGGAGGGGGACGUUGAAAGUAGUGCUGGGCGGUGGCAAGUGCGUGGCGUUGUGACGGAAGGAAAUGCACUGGUCAACAAUGUGCUCGUUAAACUCAAGUUGCAGUCAAGUAAGAAAUCAGCAGAUAACAUAGAACGAGGUAGAAAAGUCACGAAAUGUUAAACAAAAAGGAGCGCCAAGCAGUUCGCAGGAGUACGAAAGUAACAAUUUGUGUUGAAAAAUAAAAAUAAAAUAAAAAUAGUCAUAAAUAAAUAAAUAAAUAAAAUAAAAACUCUAGAACAGUUGCAGUUGCAAUGAUGAAGUUGCAAACUACAAUCACAACAACAACAACAAUAAACUAUUCAACUAAAAUAAAACAACAUUUAUAAUGCCCAGAUUAGCAGUUGUUGGCAUUAGCCAAGCCGAGCCGAACCGAGCCAGUUGAGUUGAGUUGAGUUGAGUUGUGCGGUGCCGGGCCGCGUGUGCCACGCCGUUAUGUGUGUGUUGCCGUCGGCAGCUACUGCUGGGGAUUAGCAACAAUAUCAAAAUUAUCAUUGUCCAACUGGGAAAUCAUGUGGCAUUUGGAACGUGCAACAUUCAGCACAUUGAAGUGUGGUAAAAAUCAAGCAAAACAAUGAGUCUUGCCGUACUGGCAAUACAACAACAAUAAUGUUUGCAACAAAUUACGGCAAAUAACAGUGUGUAAUGAUGGCACUACAAACAACAACAACAAAUUCAGACAACACAGUAUGCAGUAAGGCAACAAUAAAGUAGUUUGCAAAUAGAUGAGGCAACACACUAAAGAGGUACAGUGCGGCGAGCAAAAGUUUAGGCGAAACCUAAUAUAUUAUUUAUGUGUUUAAGUCUAAUGAAAGGAAAACUUGCAUCGAUAUUUUUUAUAAAAAUUGUUAAAUCAAAGGAUUGCGAAUAUAAUCUGAAACGAAUAUUCUUUAUAAAAUAAAUAAAACUUGUCAUGUAACUAGUUACGAACUAGUUUUCUAUGUACCAGUUUGCAACUAGUCAGAUUUUAGACAACUCUUUUUGUACAUAAAAUAAUAUGUAAACAAUUUUAUCAAAAGCUCUACUACGUAAGUUUUCUUAACUUAUACAAAUUCAUUAAAAUUCUGUAUCAGUUUAGAACCACUGUGUCACUUGAAAUUUUUCAAAAACAUAAUAAAUUCUUAGUGAGCGGAGGCAGUAUUAGGUGCUUCAUUUAGAUGUAGGUAUAACCUUCUCAGUCAAGUCAACAAUUGCAAAAUGCGGGGUAAGAAAAUCUAGCAAAUUUCGGAUAACAACAAACAGUUCAUCAAGGCGUUUUGGAGAUGAGCGCACAGUUGCAAUGAGCAACAACUUGCUUCACCGUUAAAUAUAUGUAGGACAGAAAAGUUGUUCCAGUUUUUUAUUUUCACCACGCUGUCGCCCUAACCGACCAGAUUUAGGUGAAUUCAUGUCUGAUUAACCACAAUUAGCGUUUAUACUGGUACCUCCACCGGCUGAGAAUAAGCCACUAGUUAUAUGUCUUGCAGCCUUUUCUUCUGCGAAUUACUUAUGGUGUUGAAAACGUGAAGUGAAGCUUUGAAAAUUUAAACUUACUGUUCCCAAUAAAAGAAGAAAUGCUCUAUAACAUUUGAUCUCUCUAUAUAUUUUUGGCUUUUUUCUCUUUCUCUCUCGCUCGAUCUUUGCAGGUGAUUUCCUCAUAGUUUUUAAUAUAUUAUAUACAAUAUUUAUAUUUAAAAAAAUAUCGACCCACGUAGCAUAACGCUUUGGCUUUACUACCUAUACCAUACAAGACAUUACAUUCUGCUGAUGAUUUCAUGAUUAUUUUAAAGGAUUUCAUAUUUGUUUCAUGUUUUUAGAAUAAUGUCUUUAGAAAAUAAUUAUCCGCCAGUUCACAUAAUAAUUUUUAAUACAAAUCAUUAAAUUAUGUAUCUCUUAGUCUUAAAUAUAGAUAGUCUAUAUACAUAUGUUUGUACUUGUCAUUGCAUGUUUUUGAGAUGUUAUCAUCCUUAUUGUUCCAACUUUAU
Zeugodacus cucurbitae (melon fly) is the source of this 3908-nucleotide messenger RNA. RefSeq lists its product as uncharacterized. Gene Ontology annotation, molecular function: protein binding; ubiquitin protein ligase activity. The transcript is spliced from 5 exons. Lineage: Eukaryota; Metazoa; Arthropoda; Insecta; Diptera; Tephritidae. The coding region runs from base 563 to 1807 and encodes 414 amino acids. The record is from RefSeq and is a predicted model, not a curated record. Gene Ontology annotation, cellular component: cytoplasm.